Closterium sp. Naga37s-1 is the source of this 3927-nucleotide messenger RNA. Lineage: Eukaryota; Viridiplantae; Streptophyta; Zygnematophyceae; Desmidiales; Closteriaceae. The record is from the annotation of a GenBank genome assembly.
AUGGCUCGUAGAAGCAAUAGUCCGCUUUCCGCGCCGCUCUUCGCACUGCUACUGUUCUCGUCCUUCGUUCAGCUGUCCCUCGCCGUCACUUGCGACUCGGAUCAAAACAUGUGGUACUGCGCGUCGGGCGACGAGUGCGUGAGCGGCGACCAGCUGUGCGACGGCACGGCGGAUUGCGGCGACGAGAGCGACGAGCUUCCGUGGGAAUGCGGGGGGUUCGAGGAUGGCUGCACUGACGGGAUGAUGCCCUGUCCUCUCACAUCCAUCGCCGACGCGCCUUGGUGCUUCGAUCCCGCAACAGCGUGUGACGGCAAUCAAGACUGCCCCUACGGCGCUGACGAGUGGCCGGGCUUCUGUCUCGACCUGAAAAGUUCCUUCGACUGCCCGUUGUCUCCGAAGCAAGUGCUCUGCCCCGGGAAACAAGCCUGCGUGUCAGGUAUGGUAUGCGACGGCAUGGCGAACUGCGCUGCGGUGGCAGCGGAAGGGGGAGGAACGGUCGUUCCGGAUGAGGAUAAGGAUUACUGCUCGGUGUACGGGUGUCCAGAGGGGUACUGGAAGUGUUCCAACGAGGUGCAGUGCAUAGAUGAAACGCUCAAGUGUAACGGCAAGGCGGAUUGCAAGGACGGGAGCGAUGAGAAGGGCUGUAGUGUCUCGUCCGGGAGUGGUGGCAGUGGCAGUACGACUCCCCCUCCAGGUGUAACGACUCCCCCUCCAGUUGUAACGAAUCCCCCUCCAGUUGUAACGACCCCUCCUAAAGAUGCGACUGGUGGAGGGGCUACAGGGGGGACGUCAGACGGGACAUCUGGAGAUGAAACGAGUGGAGACGGGUCGGGAGAUGAAACUGGAGAUGAAACCAGCGGGGACGGUGGGGAAGAGGGAACGGGGGAUGAAACGGGUGGAGAUGAAACUGAGGGUGGUGAUGGUGCUGCUGACGGAACGGGGGGAGAUGAAACUGACUCGAGUGGUACGGCGGACGAAGCGGAAGGGGGGAAUACAGUUGGUGCUGGAGAGGGAGGACAAGGGGGAACGGGGGGGGGAGCGGGCGGAGGGGGAGCGGGAGGAAAAGGCCAAGGGAAAGGAUCAGACAAGGCGCCACCAUCUCAAGACCACCCUAAGAAGAUACUACCUGUCAUCCCUCCUGUCCCAGGGUCAGUUGGAAAGGCCCUUGGAGAUGCGAGCAGCACUGUCAGCAAUGCAGCCCAAGGUGCAGCAAAGAAGAUCGGAGAGGUUACAGCAGGAAUGAAGAAGCUUAUAACAGAGCGCAACGCGAAGAAACCCAAGCAGGCAGGUUCAGGAUCGGGUGGGAAUGCUGGGACCGGAGCAGGCGGUGCUGCAGGUGAUUCUAAAGGUGGAAACGCAGGUGGGGCUGGUACUGACCCGGCACACACCACACCUGAAUCUAGCUCUACUCCCAAAACCCCCAGUGCGACUGGAGGAACAGGAGGCAGCAGCAGCAGUGGCACUGUGAAGGCUCCACUGGUGGGGGGUUUGGUGGGGGAGGUGGUAUCUAAGGCAGGAAAACGGUUAGAUGCGCUGAGGAAUGUGGUGAAUGCAGCAAGUAAGGAAGGGGUGGGGCUGGGGAGGAAGGGGAAGUCAGGUGGUGGGGGGUCGGCAAGAGGAGGGGUAAUGAAACCUGUUACCGGGGUUAAGGGGGCUAUCCAGGGUGCUGCUCAGGUGAAGAAACUGCAGCAGAAGGUUGCUGCUGGUUCAGGUGCUGCCUCAGGUGUCGUACUGAGUGGGAAGGGCAAGAUGAACACGCAGAAUAAGGAGAAGAAAGGAAAGAAGAUGGAUGUGAAGAAAGGGGGACAGAAGCAGAAGGCAAAGAACCACCAGAGGCUCGGGUCCCUGCCCGGCAUGCCCAUAACCAAAGCUGCAAGAACUUGGCCCGCGGCGCCGCCAGAAGUGCGCCUCUCAACCCGACAAGAGCAGUUCUCUCGACUCUCAGUGGUGGGCGAGCGCGCAGCAGCAGUGGCUGCAGCAGCAGGACCUUCCAGUCUCGUGCCGCGUUUGUGCCCUCCAGUGUUGCUCUUCUCUCUCUCCUGCCCUUCCUGCCCCUCUAACGAGUUGCUCGUCAAUGGCAGGGCGUGGCGUGCAACUCCAGUGGCUGAAGCAGCAGGACCUUUUGUGACCCCUCCUGCCUCUCCUGCCUCUCCUGCCUCUCCUGCCUCUCCUGCCUCUCCUGCCUCUCCUGCCUCUCCUGCCUCUCCUGCCUCUCCUGCCUCUCCUACCUCUCCUACCUCUCCUGCCUCUCCUGCCUCUCCUGCCUCUCCUGCCUCUCCUGCCUCUCCUGCCCCUCCUGCCUCUCCUGCCCCUCCUGCCUCUCCUGCACCUCCUGCCCCUCCUGCCCCUCCUGCCCCUUCUGCCCCUCUUACGAGUUUAUCGUCAAUGGCAGGGCGUGCAACUCCAGUUGCUGCAGCAGCAGGACCUCCCAGUCUCGUGCGCGUGCGCCCUCACACUCCCUCUCUCCGCCCAUGUCUCCCCCGCAUCCCCCCUCCCCGUGCAAUGGCAGGGCGUGCAACUCCAGUGGCUGCAGCAGCAGGACCUCCCAGUCUCAGUGCGCAACUGCAGUGGCUGAAGCAGCAGGACCUCCCAGUCUCGUGCGCUCAGAACGACAGCUCGUGGUACUGUGCAUCCUGGGACCAGUGCGUGAGCAGCGAUCAGUUGUGCGACGGACUGGCGGAUUGCAACGACGAGAGCGACGAGCUGCCGUGGGAGUGCGGGGGAUAUGAGGAGGGCUGCCCGCCUGACAUGAUCGCCUGUCCAGUCACAACCAUAUCGGACAAGCUAUGGUGCAUCGACCCAGCGGCAGCGUGUGACGGCUCAGCCGACUGCCCCUUUGGCGCCGACGAGUGGCCGGGCUUCUGUGUCAACUUCACCAGCAAAGCCACCUGCCCUAACUAUCCGAACCAAGUGCUCUGCCCCGACGACCAAACCUGCGGUUCAGGCAUGGUGUGCGAUGGCGUGGCCGAUUGUCCCUCGGUUUCCGGAGGAACGGGGAGCGGAGGAGGAGGAGGAGGAGGAGGAGGAGGAGGAGGAGGAGGAGGAGGAGGAGGAGGAGGAGGUGGUGGUGGUGGGUUGGGAGGAGGAGAGAGUGGAGGGUUGUUCCCUUCUGAUGAGGAUCAGGAUUUCUUAAGCAAGGCGAUUGGCAGCGCACAGGGUGCUGUUAACCAAGCAGCUAAUGGCGCAGCCAAGGCCAUUGGAGGGAUAGCGAAGAAGCUUAUAAAGGGGGGAAGUGCGAGAAAGAAGGUGAACCCGGGGAUUGUGCCAGGAGCAGGAAGCGCUGCAGCGAGCGGAGCAGCAGGAGCUACCUCGGGUGAUACCUCAGGUGAUGCUGCAGGUGAUUCGGCAGGUGGUAGCGCAGGUGACGGUGCCGGUGAUCCGUCAAACGAUGCCUCAGCUGAUGGUUCUGGUGAUGCCUCAGGUGAUUCUUCAGGGGGGAACAGCGGCACUGGUUCUGGCACAGGAACCUCCUUGGUUGGUGCUCAGAGUAGUCCGACAGGCAGCAGUGGUAGUAAGGGAGGUGGCUCUAAAUCAGGAACUGCUUUUACCACUCGCACUGUUGCAGAACCGAAUCUCACUCCUUCCGACCCCUCAGGGACGUCUGGGACAGGCGGGGGCAAGAGGGGAGGAAACGCAGUGGGGAGUGGACAGGACGGGGUUAGCAGCAAAUCAAGGAAGAGGAAGAACCGGGAAGGAUUCUGGGCGUGGGUGAAGAGGAAAGCGAAUGAAGCCAAGACGACGGUGCAGACUGCAGCGGAGAAAGGUAAGAAGCAAAGUGCUGCACAGUUGAAGCAGCUGCAGCAGAAUGGGGGGACGAAGAAAAUGCAAGGGAAGGCUGCAGCUCAGGCGAACCAGGUGCAAGCUAGGGUCGCACAGAAGAAGAAGCCGGGGCAGCAGAGCAGGAAGGUUCAGUCAAGGAAGGGCUAG